Rotaria sp. Silwood2 is the source of this 2964-nucleotide messenger RNA. The record is from the annotation of a GenBank genome assembly. Lineage: Eukaryota; Metazoa; Rotifera; Eurotatoria; Philodinida; Philodinidae.
AUGAUGGAUGAAGUCUUUUCUCUCGAUAUUCUUUAUGCCGAUGAAUAUAUUCCUGAGCAACUCUACCAACUUGUUCGACAUGGUUUAUGUUCUCAAUUAGAUACUCGAUUACAUGAACUUUCAAAUUCCACCGAGUACUUGACAGCAUUAACAUGGCAUAGUCAAGAACAGUUAAGUUUAUUGAUGGUUGCAGCUCUCAAUGGAUAUGAUGACAUUGUUCGCGUACUUUUAACUCAUUGUGAUCCAACACGUCAGAUUGAAUUAAAAGGAAAAGUAAUCAUUUCUGGUGAAAAGUGUGUGAAAGGUGCAACAGCAUUUUAUUGUGCAUGUUAUCGGGGGUAUUUUACUGUGGCGAAAACUUUAAUAGAACUUGGUCAUGCUAAUGUUAAUCAAGAUACGUAUAAUUACCCACACUAUCCACUUUUUAUUCAUGCUACGAUAAUGAAUCGUCAAGAUAUAGUUCAUUUUCUUUUGGAAAACAAAUAUGCGGAUGUGAAUGAAACGAAAUCUGAUGAUUCAGAUGAAUGUACUGCUUUGAUAUGGGCUGCAUUUCGAGGUUACACAUCUCUCGUCAAAUAUUUGAUAGAAAAUGGUGCUGAUGUUAAUUAUUCUUCUCGGGAUAAAAAUUUUCGACCUUCAACAGCAAUCAUGUGUGCCACGCUUCGCGGUCAUGUAGAUGUACUUCGACUACUCUAUAAUGCAGGCGCAAACACUAAUAUUGGACGCGAUACAGGAGAUACUUUACUCAUGACAGCUGCUGAAAACAAGCAUUAUUCAAUCGUUAGUUUCCUACUCGAACAAUCGAUAAAUAAUACAGUAGACGAUCUUGAACUUGCUGCUUGUUCUUUAUUUGAUAUUUCAUCUUCCAAUGAUCAAAUGAAUUUAGUAUUCGAUCUCUUAAGAGUUGCUCUGCAACAACGUCAGCUACUACACAUACCAAAAGUUUGCAUACAAUCAAUGGAUAUCUAUAACUAUGAACAAGAAUGUCAAACUAUUGAUGAACUUGAUCGUGUCAAAGCUGAUCGUGAUCGAAUUUUUAUCGAAACAUUACUUAUUCGAGAACGUAUUUAUUCAUCUCGAAAGGAUAUAACAGUAAUGGAGCCAUUAGAAAAUUAUGGCGAUAGACUUGCAUACAAGAAAGAAUUUGAUAAAUGUCUUAAUGUAUACUUUCAUCUAUUUUAUCUUUAUUGUCAAGUAGACGUACAUGUCAAUCUGUCACGAUUCGUUUGGCUUUUUUGCAAAAUGCUUACUGAAAAUCGAACAAUACCUAUUCGUGCUUUUGUACAAGUCUGUUGUUUAACAUUCGAAAUAACACGAAGUAAAGAUAUGAAGUAUACUAUUAGCAAUGCACUUUUUCUUGUUAUUAUUGCAACUCAAAUUCUUGAACAAAAAGGAAUAACUAAAGAAGAACAAACAUUGAUUUAUUCUUGGAUAAGAGAUUUAUGUCGUCAUCGACUGACUACUCCAGAUGGACAAACUCUACUUCAUCUUUGUGUUGAUACAAAUACUAAUGAUAGUCUCAAUUUUCGUCCUACAGAUACAAUUACUCACAUAAAAUUUCCCAAUGAAUCUGGACUUCGAUUGUUAUUGGAUUGUGGAAGUCGUUGGCUUGAUUUAGAUGCAAUCGAACCUUCUUUUGGUAAUACACCACUUCAUAUCAUAUGCAAAAGAAAUGGAGAUCAAAAGAUCAUUAAAUUACUUUUGAAUUCUGGAUGUCAUAUGGAUUGUGUGAAUAAAGGGGGGAAAAUUCCAUUAGAUUAUGUAAACAAUAAAGAGAUCAAAGCUUUGUUUACAACAAAACCAACUCCAGAUCCUCUCAAAUGCUUAUGUGCACGAAUUAUUGCUAAUAAACGUUUGAACACUGGUACUUCGAGUGCAUUAACAUCAGCUUUAAAGAAAUUUGUUUUCUUACAUGGUAGUUUACGCACUCAAUCUGAUUUUUUACCAAUUUGUUUUCUUUAUUUGUGUUCAUUUAAUCUUGUUCUUUGUGCAACAAAUUAUUUAAUCUAUUCAACUGCUUGUCUUCUUCAUGCAAAUGAAUCAUUUUGUUCUGAAAUUGAUCACAAUAAAUCACUUCGUCUAUCACAAGAAACCAUUCAAAAAGAAAGUUCCCAAUGGUCCCCUUAUGGUACAUUAUCUUUUGCAAUAAUUGCUUGUUUUAUUUCACCUAUUUAUGGAAGUUUAUCAGAUACAAAAAAUCGAAAAUUACCUAUUGUUUUAACAAUAUCAAAUGUAAUAAUAACAGGGUUGAUUAUUACAAUUGAAAAUAUUUUCCGAGGUACUAAAACAUGUUUAGUACUUUAUAUUUUAGCAAAUAUUGUCAAUGGAUUUAGUGGAGGAACAUUAAUUCUUACUUCUUCAUGUUUUGGUUAUGCUAUUGAUGUAUGUAGUAAAAAAGAACAACAUGCUCCAGCAAUUGCAGUUAUUGAAGCAUCAUUAAAUAUCGAAGCUGUUAUUGGUUAUGUACUUUGUACGUUUAUUUUUGAAUUACAUGCUAAAAUCUGGCAAUUAUUACUCGUUCAUGUUCUUUUAUUAUUUCUUGCACUUUUUAUAAGUCUUGUUUUUUUAAGAAGUCGAAAAGUAACAGAUUCAUCAACAUUAAUUAACCUUUGGAUAAAGAUAAAACGUCCAUUUAUUGAUAUUCAUGAUUUAAUAAUUGAUUUAAAAAUAAAUGCAUCAUUAUUAUCAUUUAUUAUUCUACUUUUAUCACUUUUUUUCUAUGAACUUUUUCGUAUGAGUUCAUCAUUAGUUUUUUAUUUAUAUUUAUAUCGUAUGUUAUUUAAUGGUACACAAUAUGCAGCUUAUUUUACUUGUGAACUAUUAGGAACUUGUUUCGCAUUAAUUUUCUUAGCAUUAUUAAGACGACAAUGGAAAAUCAAUGAUCUUUAUUUAUGUAUUAUUGGUUUAUGUCUUUCAUUAGCAGGACUGAUGUUAUUUGCAUUUGCUCUGAACAAAAAACGAUGA